Molecule: messenger RNA, 1767 nt
Organism: Trypanosoma grayi
Lineage: Eukaryota; Euglenozoa; Kinetoplastea; Trypanosomatida; Trypanosomatidae
Product: retrotransposon hot spot (RHS) protein
Exons: 1
Coding region: 1-1767 (588 amino acids)
Source: RefSeq, a predicted model, not a curated record
AUGCCUCCAAAAAAAAAGAAUGCUCGGCGUAGCACACCUGUGGGAGAUACCGUGGCCAAACAGCGGAAGAAGCCUCCGCGGCUGUGUGGAAGGGCGAGACCAAGAACAGAUUCAGUCAUCAACGAUACUCAGCCCCCGGCAUCACAUGCAGGAACAGAGACUGUGAAUGAACCCAAGUGGAGCUUCAACAGCACAGUGGAGGAAGUUCUCCUAAAAGGAAAUGUUCGUCAAACCAAUUUGAUGCUGAAUGACUUUCUUCGUGAACAUCUUCGCGGGAGAGGUGUUGAAAAAGCCAAUGAGAAUGUCAGUAUGGAAGCGUUUGCCAUUAGACCUAAGAGAUACAUCGAAGAUGAGGAGUUGAUUAAAGACAUACGUGCAAUGCCGUUAUUCAUAGCAAUAAUGGAUGAAAUGUCACGUACUGAAGAGGAAAUGAUGAUGAGGGAGGUUGUAGACGAACUCAACGAGUCCGGGGUUUAUUCACUCAGGCAGUGGAAUGUCUACACGGCGAAGGAUCAGGUUAUCCUGCCAGCAAGGACAAUAUUGAACACAGCCUUUAGAGUUGCAAAGAAUUUCUUUCCGGUUUUGAAAGGUGAAUUGAUGGCGGGGGUCUACGAGUCUGUGUUCAACGCUACAUGGAACCAUGUGGUGGAAGUCCCUGGUGGGAGGGGAAUUGGAAUGGAGGUGAGGGAAGGUAGGCCGUCGAGGGAAUGGAGCGACAACGAGGUGGACUAUGCGCCUCCUGGUGGGGCAAACGAGAACGCGGAGAACGACAAUGGAGGGACACUGAUGGAUCCGCACGAACCAUGCCUCCAGUUAAUGGUACUCAAUUCCGCAAAAGGAUGGCCAUACGAGUUCUGCAGGGCUAAUUCAAAGAACGACUGUUACAUUGGCCGAGAAACAGAACGAGUUUGGCGCAUCAUUAAGCAUGAUUUGGACAAAUGGUUUGAGAGCUGUUGUGGAGAUGCUGUGGGUCCAGAAAAGCGCAUUUUGAUUGGGACACCUGGUAUAGGGAAGUCAAUGGGAGCUGGUUCGUAUCUCCUCUACCAACUGUUGCACUAUGACAAGCAACGACUUCCAGUGGUUGCAUACUUCAUUGCAAGAAAAAUGUAUCUCUUUGACAAGACCGGAGGUGAAGAAGAAGGACGCGUGGAGUGCUACGAAAGCAUUGAAGAAGGAGAGAAUGCCGUUGUACGUCUAUCCACCAACUUGGGGGGAUACAUUAUCUAUGAUGUGAUGUCUCGACACGAGAAGCCGUCGGUGAAUUUACCUCCCGAUGGGUGGGGUAUGAUUGUGGUGACAAGCCCGGAUGAGGAUACCUUUAUGGAAUGGGAGGAGCAGAGGCGAGGGCGGCGUAAUGUUAUGAAUUGCUCCAGCAUAAAUGAACUGAAGGCGAUGUGCGUGUGGAUUAACCGCAAUGAGCUAGAUGAGGAACAACAGAAAGAAUGGAGUAUCGUUGAGGAGCGUAUAAACAAAGUGGGACCGAAUCUUCGUCCUAUUUUUUCCAGGUCUACUUACGACGAAUAUGCUCAGGAAAUUGAGGAUGCAUUAUUUCGGAUUACUCGGUCUUUUGAUAGUGUAUUUGCAGGCGCCAAUGACUAUGACAUCUGGAGAUUUUCGAGCCCGUGUGAAGUCCUCGGGAAAGCCGUCCGUCAUCCUACAGGUGAUAUAUUUGAUGACUACUUCAACGAACCAAUGUCACUUGCAAUAGAGGAGGCACUGAGAACUCGCCCAAGGUAUGGUAGGAACCCACAUUGUAAGAUGAUGUGA